Molecule: messenger RNA, 4728 nt
Organism: Odontomachus brunneus
Lineage: Eukaryota; Metazoa; Arthropoda; Insecta; Hymenoptera; Formicidae
Gene: Su(var)3-3
Product: lysine-specific histone demethylase 1A
Exons: 15
Coding region: 161-2590 (809 amino acids)
Biological process (GO): regulation of DNA-templated transcription
Cellular component (GO): nucleus
Molecular function (GO): protein binding; oxidoreductase activity; flavin adenine dinucleotide binding
Source: RefSeq, a predicted model, not a curated record
AGCAUUAGGAAUCUCGUAUAUCAUUCGUAAAAGGCUUCGUCUUGCUGAUGCUUUUGAUUCAUGGGUUGCGUGUGCCGGCUGUUUCAAGCAUCAAAACAAGUCUGUACGUGUUGUGUUGCAGUGAUCGUCUUUGACGAAUCGACCAAGUAAAAAAGAAGAUAUGAGUCGCAGGAAAAGAGCGAAGGUGGAAUACAGGGAAAUGGAGGAAAAGUACAACCAGUUGGAUGACGAUAACGCCUCAGAUACAGAGAAACCAAAACCUGGUUUAGUAACUCCAGAGAAGAAAGUUCCUACAGAUGGGAGGAAAGAAUCCGAAUCCACAACACCUACUUCAGUACCUUCUGCUUCAAAAUCUGAAGUUAAAGAGGAAGAUGAACAAGAGAGUGAUCACGAAGAUACACAUGUGAAGGAAUUACUUAAUGGAUUAGAAGGUGCGGCUUUUCAGAGUCGUCUUCCAUUCGAUAAAUUGACAUCCACUGAAGCUGCAUGCUUUCCUGACAUUUCUGGUGGACCGCCACAAACGCAGAAAGUGUUCUUGCACAUUAGAAAUAGACUUUUGCAAAUUUGGCUGGAAAAUCCGAAGCAACAGUUGAUCAUCGAAAAUGCAUUACCUGCCAUCGAACCACCUUAUAACAGCGACCCAGCACUCGCUCGUAGAAUACACGCUUUUUUAGAACGUCAUGGUUUUAUAAAUUUUGGAGUCUUUAAACGUCUGAAGCCUGUACCUACAAAAAAGUUAGGUAAAGUUAUUGUGAUAGGAGCUGGUAUUGCUGGCUUGGCAGCAGCUCAGCAAAUGCAACAGUUCGGGUUAGAUGUAGUAGUGUUUGAAGCUAGGGAUCGUGUUGGUGGACGAAUCGCUACAUUUCGUAAAUCAUCUUACAUCGCGGAUUUGGGGGCCAUGGUAGUUACAGGUUUAGGUGGAAAUCCCGUAACAACUCUCAGCAAGCAGAUUAAUAUGGAGCUUCAUAAAAUACGACAAAAGUGUCCCCUGUACGAAAGUGAUGGUCAAACGGUCCCAAAAGAUAAAGAUGAAAUGGUCGAAAGAGAAUUCAAUAGAUUACUGGAAGCCACUUCUUAUCUUUCACAUCAAUUAGAUUUCAAUUAUGUAGGCAGUACUGGGUCCGGUGGGCAAAGUAGUAAUACACGUCCAGUAUCUUUGGGACAAGCGUUAGAAUGGGUAAUACGUUUACAAGAACAAGGCGUGAAGCAGCGUCAAGUAGCUCAUCUUCGUUCUGUCCUCUCGUUACAAGGACGAUUAGUUACUAAUCAACACAGAAUGAUUUCUAUCAUGGACCGUUUGGUGGAAUUGAAUAAGCAAUACAAGGACAUGGCUGAGUGUAAACCACAAAAUCGAGAUAUCACGCAGGAAUUUGUGCUCCGUUCUAAAUUACGUGAUCUCCAUAAUGCUUGCAAAGAAUGGGAUCAAUUGUCAGACCAGCAAAAGGAAAUCGAGGCAAAACUACAAGAAUUGGAGGCUUCACCACCCAGCGAUGUCUACUUAUCAUCCAAGGACCGACAGAUAUUGGAUUGGCACUUCGCAAAUUUAGAAUUCGCCAAUGCAACGUCGCUGUCAAAUUUGAGCCUGAAACACUGGGAUCAAGAUGACGAUUUCGAAUUCACCGGAAGUCACCUGACCGAGAGGGAAACGCUAGCGUCCUACUGUGGUUCAAAGGGUGAAUGUAUCGCAAUUCGCAACGGUUAUUCUUGCGUACCUGUUGCUCUCUCGGAAGGACUCGAUAUUCGAUUGAACACAGCUGCUAGGGCGGUGCGAUACGGGCCAACUGGUGUAGAAGUAUGGGUCGCGCCCUCCCGUAGUCCGCACACAAAUCAAACCAUCCACAAGGCCGACGCUGUUCUGGUUACGUUGCCACUUGGGGUCCUCAAGGCUUACUCGCCGCCUUCCGGGGUCGCCUUCCAUCCGCCGCUUCCGGAGUGGAAGACUCAGGCCAUUCAACGACUCGGCUUCGGCAAUUUAAAUAAGGUGGUAUUAUGCUUCGAGCGCAUCUUUUGGGAUCCAACGGCCAAUUUGUUCGGCCACGUGGGAAGUACCACCGCGUCACGCGGCGAGCUCUUCUUGUUCUGGAACUUAUACAAGGCGCCGGUCCUCUUGGCCCUCGUCGCCGGCGAGGCAGCCUGCGUAAUGGAAAAUGUCAGCGACGAUGUUAUCGUGGGCCGCUGUAUAGCCGUCCUGAAGGGCAUCUUCGGGAAUCAAGUGGUACCGCAGCCGCGUGAGAGCGUCGUCACGAGAUGGCGUGCGGAUCCAUGGGCUCGCGGUUCCUACAGUUUCGUCGCGGUCGGUAGUUCCGGCAGCGAUUACGAUCUCUUGGCGGCACCGGUCGCCGCUCCGUCGCCGCUAGUCAACCAUCCUCCAGGCACACAGGCGCAGCCAAGGGUGUUCUUCGCGGGUGAACACACAAUACGGAAUUAUCCAGCGACCGUGCACGGCGCAUUCCUCAGCGGCCUUCGCGAAGGCGGACGUAUAGCCGACCAGCUUUGCGGGAGUCCUUACGCGCCGCCGACGAUGCCAACUUCCGUUCCGCCGUCAACGGGGAUCGCGCAGGCGAAUAGCGGCACCAGCUCGACGCCUUAGAGUGCUUUCGUUCUUGCGAUUUUUGUCUUUCUUCAGGCCGGGGACAACCGUCUUUCCGCGGGAAAGUCUUUCCUUUGCAGAGCUUUUCUCUCGGAAGAGAAAGGAGAGAAGCAUUCUCCGCGAUAAUUCGAGUCCCGCGCCAUCCGAUUCGUCAACGAGCGCGACUGCAGAUUCGUUCUCUGAUCGGAUAUCGGUUCGAUUUUAAGUUCAACGUUUUCACGACAUGUUGCGUUAUGUACUCUCUAAAUUACUUGGAGUAAAAUUUCGUUCAAGUCUCCUGAUUACUCGUCGCGAAACUCUUGAUUGAUGACGUUUACAGUGAGGAAAUGUAUGCCCAAAAUGCCUGCAAAAUACGUCGAAAUAAGAGAGGAUAUCCAAAAAAUAACAUUUGCAAUAAAUUAAGAACUUCUUAAAAAUACACUUUCCCUUUUCUCUAAUAAUCAAUAAGUAAUUGUAAAAUUAACGUGACUUACGUACGUUUAAUGUACGUUUCCUGAUUAUUUUGUCACGUUAACUUUAGGUUAUUUGUUGAUAGAGUAAAAGGAAAGUAUUUAGAGUAUUUAAAAGAUGUACUUAAUUAAUAUUGUGUUAUUUUUUAAUAUAUUUUUUUUAUUUCGACAUACUUUGUAGGAAUUUUGAAUAUAUAUUUCCUCGCUUUUGACGUCAUAAAUCAGGAUGGCUGCAAAACGAGUAACUUUAAAACGAGUGAAAAUUAUAAUGGAAACAUUGGGAUCACAAGAGAGAAUGUUGCACUCAAACUUCAAAUGCCUUCUUAUUUACUUAAAUUAACAAUGGAAAUUACUAUUUCUAUUGAUUGGAGUGAAUUUGCAUUAAUGAUGGCGAAAUAUAUUAAAUUCAAUCUUUAAUUUUGAAUAAAAAUAUUUAUUCGAAAUAUUUAUAUAUAAAAUUUAUAAAAAAUAUACAAAUAAACAACAUUUUCUCACACACUAUGAAUAGAAAAUAUUCAUGCAAAGCUUCAAAGUGAAGAAGAAUUCACCCUUUUUGAGUGAAAAACACUAGACUUAUCAGAUGGAGUUCCACUCGAAGAAAUUCAGAGAGUACGUCGAAAUUAUUGUGACUAAGACUAAAUUGUGAAAGCACGUCUCGAGUAUUUCGUCUGUUCUAUCUCGCCUGUACACGAGUUUUGAUUGAUGUCAAUUAUUCAUAUCGACUCGAUUUUUCUGUAUUAAUUAUAAAGUAGAUUAAGUGGUUUGUCAUAUUCUUCCGCGUAUAUUCGACUGUUUGUUUCAUUUUUCCUAUUCCCAACUGUAUGCUUCCAUUAUUUAGCCUAUCUAUGGAAUUAAUCGUUUUCGUAGAUUAUCGCGCUCACGAGCGAGAAGUAUUAUUAUGAUUAUUUUACUAUUUUUACUUUUAUUAUUACUAUCAUUAUUUAUAAAAGCAUUCCACAACACACAUUGAUUGAAUAAGAGACAAGAAACGACAGUCUGCCAUUAAGUGUGAGCUACACGAAUAUUUCUUAUCUGAAAAAAAAUGCAGAAUAACACGCAAUCAUGAAAUUGAAUUAUCUCGUAGUGCAAUAUUACUUUGUACGAUGAUAAGUCGAAGCGGACCGAUCAAAUCCAAUCCAAUCGUGUUCGCAUUUAAUUCGUACUUUUGACGUGGUGAAGAAUGCGCGCCAUUAUUUAUGUAUAUGUAUCGAAUAUUGCACAUAUUUUUGGACUUUGGAUCUGACAGAACUGGCAUUAUUUUCUUUUCCAUUUGCUGUCAUCCCCGUUGCAUGAGUGAUCGCGUUAUUUGCAGCAUUUUUACUCGUAGUGACCGACACCUGUUUGUCUCUUCGAGAGAAGCACGUUCAUUAUAAAAUAAUAUUGCGAUCAUAAAAUAGUUUUACGACGAGUUUUGUUGCGGAGAGACCGAUACACGGGUCGAACACGUAUAUUGCGCUUCCGCCGCGAGCGCAACGCAUAUUUGGACAUUUUCACUCCAUUGUGCCGACCUUUCGCACAGUUACGGAGAGAGGUGGACUUAAUUAACGAUAUUGAAAACUAAUCGGGCUGCGAAGCCGAUUACGAGAUUUGGCGUAUAUAUUUGUGCGCGCGUGUGCAUACGUGCAUGUGUUAUGACACAAGAUAUAUGCAGAUACGUGUAUAUUACAAAUUAAAGAGUCAUGAACGAUA